AUGUCUUCGAAACGGCUAAUCCAGACGCUCUCGCGCGCCGCGGCCGCGCAAACAGCACCCUUCCUUCGGUCCCCAGCUUCUUCAUUGGCAAGCAGAUGCAAAACCUCACCCAUCGCCAUACGGAGCACAUUGCCGCGGACUAUUCGAUACCUGAGCAGCAGCUCCUACCUCCGAAAAGAAGCCCCGGCUGUUGAGUCCGAACUCAAGCCCAGCACGCUCUACAAUUUCGCCGACAUGCAAGAAUUCUCCUCCGCCCCGGAGCCGAAGCGCAUCAUCAUCGAUGUGCGCGAGCCCGGAGAACUACUCGAGACCGGCACCAUACCCACCUCGAAAAACAUCCCCGUCACAACCUCUCCAGACGCCUUUUUCCUCUCCCCCGAGGAGUUCGAGGAUAAGUUUGGUUUUGAGCGCCCAGGGAAGGAUGAUGAAGUCGUCUUCUUCUGCAAAGCCGGUGUGCGGAGCAAGGCGGCGGCGAGGCUGGCUCAACAGGCUGCGUUUGGUGGUCAGACGGGCGAGUACCCUGGUAGCUGGAAAGACUGGGUAGAGAGUGGAGGCCAGGUUGAGAAAUGGAAGGGUUGA
This is a messenger RNA of Cyphellophora europaea CBS 101466, 579 nucleotides long. RefSeq lists its product as uncharacterized. The record is from RefSeq and is a predicted model, not a curated record. Bases 1 to 579 code for a protein of 192 amino acids. Lineage: Eukaryota; Fungi; Ascomycota; Eurotiomycetes; Chaetothyriales; Cyphellophoraceae. Gene Ontology annotation, molecular function: thiosulfate-cyanide sulfurtransferase activity. The transcript has a single exon. Gene Ontology annotation, cellular component: mitochondrion.